Molecule: messenger RNA, 1491 nt
Organism: Pochonia chlamydosporia 170
Lineage: Eukaryota; Fungi; Ascomycota; Sordariomycetes; Hypocreales; Clavicipitaceae
Product: glucose-6-phosphate 1-dehydrogenase
Exons: 6
Coding region: 1-1491 (496 amino acids)
Biological process (GO): pentose-phosphate shunt, oxidative branch; glucose metabolic process
Cellular component (GO): cytosol
Molecular function (GO): glucose-6-phosphate dehydrogenase activity; NADP binding
Source: RefSeq, a predicted model, not a curated record
AUGGAGCUGAAGGAGAAUACAUCAAUUGUUGUGCUGGGCGCGUCGGGUGAUUUGGCCAAGAAGAAGACGUAUCCUGCGCUCUUUGGCUUGUACCGAAAUCAAUUCCUGCCCAAAGAUGUGAGAAUCAUCGGAUACGCCCGUACCAAAAUGGACCAUGAGGAAUACCUCAAGCGAAUCAAGUCCUACAUCAAGACUCCCACCAAGGAGAUUGAGCAGCAACUCGAGAACUUCUUGAGUCUCUGCUCAUACAUCUCUGGCCAGUACGACAAGGAUGAAUCGUUUGAGGUGCUUAACAAGCACUUGGCCGAAAUCGAAGAGGGUCGGCCCGAAACUCACCGAUUGUUCUACAUGGCUUUGCCUCCCAGUGUUUUCACAAUCGUUUCUCAGCACCUGAAGAAAUGCUGCUACCCACCCAAGGGCAUUGCCAGAGUUAUUGUCGAGAAACCUUUCGGCAAAGAUCUUGCAAGCUCCCGUGAGCUACAAAAGUCACUCGAGCCCGAUUGGAAGGAGGAAGAGCUUUUCCGUAUUGACCACUACCUUGGCAAGGAAAUGGUCAAGAAUAUUCUUAUUCUCAGAUUUGGUAACUCGUUCCUCGGCGCAACCUGGAACCGCCAUCACAUCGACAACGUCCAAAUUACCUUCAAGGAGCCAUUCGGCACCGAAGGCCGUGGUGGCUACUUCGACGAGUUUGGCAUCAUUCGAGACGUCAUGCAGAACCAUUUGCUGCAGGUCUUGACCCUGUUAGCCAUGGAGCGACCCAUUUCAUUCGACUCGGAGGAUAUCCGUGAUGAGAAAGUCCGCGUCCUGCGCGCUAUUCCCGCAAUUGAACCCAAGAAUGUCAUCAUUGGACAAUACGGAAAAUCGCUGGACGGCAGCAAACCUUCGUACAAGGAAGACGACACUGUUCCCAAGGACUCAAGAUGCCCGACUUUCUGCGCCUUGGUCGCCUACAUCAAGAACGAGCGAUGGGACGGUGUACCCUUUAUUAUGAAGGCCGGCAAAGCCCUCAAUGAGCAAAAGACGGAAAUUCGAAUUCAGUUCAAGGAUGUCACAUCUGGUAUUUUCAAGGAUAUUCCCCGAAAUGAGUUGGUCAUGCGCAUUCAGCCCAACGAGAGUGUAUACAUUAAGAUGAACUCUAAACUCCCUGGUCUGAGCAUGCAGACUGUGGUUACUGAACUCGACCUCACCUAUCGACGACGAUUCUCAGACCUAAAAAUUCCUGAGGCUUACGAGUCUCUUGUUCUUGAUUGCCUCAAGGGCGACCACUCCAACUUUGUCCGUGACGAUGAGCUGGAUGCCAGCUGGAGAAUCUUCACCCCUCUGCUUCACUAUCUCGACGACAACAAGGAGAUUAUCCCCAUGGAGUAUCCAUACGGUUCUCGCGGCCCUGCGGUGCUUGAUGACUUUACUGCUUCUUACGGCUAUAAAUUCAGCGACGCCGCCGGCUACCAAUGGCCAACAACUGCGGCUUCUCCUCCUAACAAGUUCUAA